AUGAGUGAACACGUGGAGGGAUUGCCGGAGGCGCUCGAUGAUGACGAUCACUCUUCCGCGUCUUCCGAGUCAAGCGAAGAAGAAGAUGUUCCUCCCCAGAGGACGGUCGCGGCGUCACUGCAACCUGGGUUUUUACAGGAUAUGAGCAUCACAAAUGAAUUUCACUCUGUUUCUGGCCUAGAAGCGGGGAGCCUGGAGGUUGGGCAGGUUUUCCUAGACAAGAAGUCUGCUUACCAAGCAAUUAAUAGGUAUGCAAUCGCCCUCCACCGCCAGCAAAAAGUGAAGCAGUCUGAUAAAAAAGAGUUGAAGGUCAUAUGCAUCCACACCGCGAAAGGUUGCCGCGGAAGAGUUCUCGCUAGACUGAAGCCUGGGGUGAUGGAAACGAUUGUGCAGGGAAGUCUCAACAUUAGUGUUAGGGCUUUGCAAAAAGAUGCAGAAGAUCAGAUUGGCUUCCCUGUCAGCUACAGCAAGGCUAGGCGUGCGAAGGAAAAUAUAUUCAAGAACUUGUAUGGAACCUAUGAGGAGGCCUAUUCUUAUGCCCCCAGAAUGCUUCAUCAGAUAGCAAGUGCUAAUAGGGGGACUCAAGUUUGGCGGAGAGAACGUCAGAACCCAAAGAACCCGGGUGAGCUAAUCCUUGACCGCUUAUUCUGGGCAUUCGCCCAGACUAUACAAGCCUUCAGGCACUGUCGCCCGGUAUUAUCAGUUGAUGGUACCUUUCUCACUGGAAAGUACAAGGGCACACUAUUGGUGACGAUUGCAGCAGAUGCAAAUAAUCUGCUUCUUCCUAUUGAAUACGCACCGGUCGAGAGCGAGAACAAAGAUAGCUGGUUGUGGUUCCUGAGCUGCGUGAAGAUGGGUGUCGUGAAAGAGCGUAUAGGUGUUUGCAUCAUCUCUGAUCGCAACACAGGAUUAUUAAGUGCUCUCAACAUAAUUAAGGAGUCGUCAGAAGAGUGGGGGUGGCCGGAUCUAGAGGGAAGGUGGUGCAUGCGGCAUUUGGCAGCAAACUUUUACUCCAAAUUCAAGAAUAAGGAUUGGUUCAAGUUAUUCAAGAGGAUGUGCAUGCACAAAACUGAAGCCAAAAUGAAUGCCAUCUGGGCAGGUAUCAAUGGUGAGAUCGAGCGCGCGGCCUUGCCGCAGAGAGAAGACCGGAGGGGUCGAAGGACGGCCAUAAAUUUGAGCUAG
Molecule: messenger RNA, 1182 nt
Organism: Aegilops tauschii subsp. strangulata
Lineage: Eukaryota; Viridiplantae; Streptophyta; Magnoliopsida; Poales; Poaceae
Source: RefSeq, a predicted model, not a curated record